Messenger RNA from Malus domestica (apple), 2445 nucleotides. The record is from RefSeq and is a predicted model, not a curated record. NCBI's taxonomy places the organism in Eukaryota, Viridiplantae, Streptophyta, Magnoliopsida, Rosales, Rosaceae.
AUGGUCAGCACCCGUUCAACAGUGCAGAAAUUGAUUCCACUUGAUCCAGAACUUGAGCAGCAUUUAAGAAGGAAACGCAGAGAGCAAAAUUUGCAGCGGGUUCGUCCUCUGCAGAAGACAUUUUUGAAAUCAGUCUUUUCUGGGGACCUGCACAACAAAGAAAAAAUGGCGUUUGUAAUUCCAGAGGCAGGUCUGCCCCUGGGUGAUUCACUGACAGCCCAUACAACAAAUAUACCCAGUUGCAUUACAUAUCCGGCAGUGGAGGAAGGGACAGCAUUUGAAAUAAAACAGCACAUGUUGAAUAUUCUACCUACUUUUCAUGGGUUAUCAUCUGAUGAUCCUAACAUGCACAUUGCAGAAUUUUUAAUGGGGUGCAAAAACAUUUUGGUGAGGGGAUUUUCAGCCGAAUCUAUUAAGCUGCGUUUAUUUCCAUACACUCUGAAAGAUCAGGCCAGGAGAUGGCUCCUCACACUCCCAUCUGGAAGCAUUACAACUUGGGCCCAACUUAGUGAAAAAAUUUUAAACAAGUAUUAUCCGGCUUCUAAAACCCUUGACAUGAGAACUCAGAUUUUAUCGUUUGCCCAAAAACCAAAUGAGGAGUUUCAUGAGGCGUGGGAGCGGUUCAAAGAGUUGAUUAGAAAAUGUCCGCAUUCGGGUAUUAACACUACUGAUCAAAUGCAUAUAUUUUUCAGAGGGUUGAAUAUGACUACAAAAACUCUUGUCAACGCAUCUUGCGGAGGUUCGUACAAGGAUAAAAAUGCACAAGAGGCUUGUUUGUUAUUUGAAAAAAUGGCAGCAGAUACACAACAGUGGGCAGUUGAGCAGUUACAAUCUAGGUCUGUUUUUGAGAUGUCUAACGGUUCUCCGUAUGUUACAGCACAAAUUGAAAAAAUGGAGAAAAGGCUUGACGGAAAAUUUGAUAUGUUAUUACAGAGAAUACCAGGUUCACAGGUUGCUGUACAGCAGCCCUUACAAGCUGCCUGCAGCAUUUGCAGUUUGACAAAUCAUGAUUUUUUGAGCUGUCCACAUAAAGAUGCUUAUCCGGAGUUUAUGGCGGAGCAGGUUAAUUCAUUCAAUAAUUUUCAGCGUCCCAGAUAUGACCCGUAUUCAAAUUUCUACAACCCAGGUUGGAGAGAUCAUCCUAAUUUAAAGUGGGACAAAGAUCAACACACUAGGCCUCAAUUUCAACAGCAGGUACAACAACAUGUUGCACCUAAGGCUGCUUGGGAAGUUGCAAUUAAAAAAUUAGCAAAUACUACCAGUCAAGAAAUCCAAAAUCUGCAUGCAUCAAUGAAAAAUAUGGAAAAACAAAUUGGGCAAAUUGCUUUGCAGGUUUCAGAAAGGGCACCAGGUUCAUUUCCUAGUCAAACAGUACCUAAUCCAAGAGGACGAGAGGAAUGCAAUGCUGUACACACUUUACGGUCUGGCAAAAGUUACAUCAGCAAACAUGAAAAUUCUGUUGAAAAUUCGCAGGCAGCAGAACUGCCUCAACCUAAAUCUGCAAAUUUUGCAGAUUCUGAAAUUUCUGCAGAUUCUGGGCAGUCUCAAGACAGAUCCGAAAAUACUGCAGAAGCUUCCACAAAGACUGCAGAACGUGUUUACAAGCCUCCUAUGCCCUACCCAGAAAGGUUGAAGCCUAAAGCUAAAGAUCAACAGUUGACAGAUUUUAUGAAAACUUUGGCUAAGGUUCAAAUUAAUCUUCCAUUAAUUGAUGCAAUCAAGAACAUUCCAUCUUAUGCCAAGUUUUUUAAGGACGUUUGUACAAAGAAAAAGAAGCUUGUGGAUUCCGAAAAAGUGAAUCUAAUAGAACAGUGCAGUGCGGUCUUAUUGCAUAAAUUGCCUCAAAAGAAAAAAGAUCCAGGGAGUUUUACUAUCUCUUGCACCAUUGGAAAUUGUGAUUUUAGUAGUGCUUUAAUUGAUUUAGGUGCUAGUGUAAACUUAAUGCCAUAUUCUGUUUUCAAACGUUUAGGUGAAGGGGAGCUGAAAACAACCUCCAGUAUUAUUCAAUUGGCUGACCGUUCAAUUACCUACCCUAGAGGAGUUAUUGAAGAUGUUAUUGUGAAGGUUGACAACUUAUAUUUACCGGCUGAUUUUAUGGUGUUGGACAUGGAUGAGGAUUUGACAACGCCCAUUAUUUUGGGCCGCCCAUUUCUGGCAACAGCCCGGACUCUUAUUGACGUUGAAGCCGGAACAUUAACAUUCCGGGUUGAAGAUCAAACUGUUGUUUUCAAGUUGUUUGAAGCAAGCAUACAUUCAGGUGACAAGCAAGAAUGCAUGCGUGUUGAUGCAUUGGAUGGUUUACCAAGUGCCAAGUUUAUGAACAGAUCAUCAACUGACCAUCUAUCCAUAAAGCCCCCGAAUUUAACUCGUGAUUGUUCAAGUCCUAAACCACAGCAGAAAAGGGUGAUACAUGAAGACCAGCCAAUUAACAAUAUGAAAAUAUGA